Molecule: messenger RNA, 556 nt
Organism: Moneuplotes crassus
Lineage: Eukaryota; Ciliophora; Spirotrichea; Euplotida; Euplotidae
Source: the annotation of a GenBank genome assembly
UUUAAGCUUCAUCAAAAGCAUACAGAAGCAAGCCUGAAAGUUCAAUGUAACAAUCAGAUCUUAGGAUUGUAAAAGUAGUCUUAGAUCAAUAUGGCUGACGUAGGAGACCUCUUAGUCUUCUCUCUUUGUGAACUCAUUUAUUUCUGAAUCACAGAACUCUGAAGAGGAAAAUGAGGAUUUGUUAAUAUUAUUCCGCUCUUAAUCUCAAUAACAAUGGUGAUAAACCUUGUUAGUCUCUGUUUUUCAAAUAUGAUAAAAUUCAUAUGUUGCUUUUCAGUAGUCCGUAAGUAAACUGGUCCUAAAGUGUUUUUGAUUCUGGAAAGAACAUUCCAGUCAAUGUUGUCUCCACUCCACAAGCACUAAGUCUGCUACUACCGAUGGGAAAGUGGCUAAUACCUUGUUAUCUCCAGUUGAUGAAAACCCUGCUCAGGGUGAAUAAUACUGCCAUUAUAGCAGCCACCAAUCGAUGUGUUUGAAUCAUGACUUGGAUCAGUUAUUCCUCAUCAUGGGGAUGUAUCAGCCAAGAAGGGAAGACUCUUGGAUAUACAUGCUAUUU